AUGUCAGACGGUGGGCAAGCCGACCUCCCACCGCCCACGUCCGGGGGUGUGGCCGCACCGGCCUUCCUUCACGAGCCACCGGUGCAGGUCGUGUUCUCCAACACGACCGGGGCUCUGGUCUCUUGCUCGGCGUCAGGCCAACCCCGACCCGUUAGGUGGACCAACGAGAGUGGCUCACCUGUCGAACAUAUUCCCGGUCUGCGCCGUGCUAGGCCGGACGGCACGCUGGAGUUUUUCCCAUUCCGCGGAGAGGACUACCGCCAGGAGGUUCAUGCAUCUCGGUACCGCUGCAGGGCCUCAAACACUCUCGGUUCUGUGUUCAGCCGAAGUGUCCACGUCAAAGCUGUGGUGCAGCAGCAGUACGAGAUUCGCGUCUACGACGACUUCGUAAUCCGCAUGAACACCGGCGUGCUUCGGUGCCACGUUCCAAACUACGUCCGAGAAUACGUCGUCGUGACGUCGUGGGUCCGCAGCGACGGCUUCAUCAUAUCUGUGCAAGCCAUUCCAGAUGAAAAUUCGAAGUACGUGGCGUUCACGACGGGCGAGCUGCACGUUCGUCGUGCAGGGCCUGAAGACAGCCACCACUCGUUCCAGUGCCAGACCAAGGACACGCUCACCGGUGCCGUGGUCAGCAGCAUCACGGCCGGAAAACUUGUGAUAACUGAGCCUCACUCCAGCAUUCCUGCCAAGGUUAUCCACGGGAGCCGACAGGUAGAAGGACCGCAAGGGUCAGCGCUGUUCGUGCCGUGCGAAGCCCAGGGCCACCCGCAGCCUUCGUAUCGCUGGUACCGUCAGUACGGUGCCAGACUGCGACCGCUGCUGCCUCUCACCGAUCCGGGCAUCGUGCUCGUAGGUGGCACCCUCGUGUUCCGUCGGGCGUCGGUCCAGGACAGCGCCACGUAUGUGUGCGUAGUCAGCAACGGAGCAGGUUCCGAGGAGAAGAACGAGAUACAAGUCCUCAUCACUGAACCUCUCGAAGUUCAAAUGUGGCCCAGAACCCGAGAGGUGCGCUCCGGCGACUCGGUCACCCUGAACUGCAGCGUGUCGGGAUUUCCUGUCCGGUCGGUCACGUGGUCCAAGGAUGGACGGCCAAUCGUAGGUCCCUCAGCCGCGGGUUCAUCGACAUCGGCAGGCAGCGGCAGUACUUCGGCACUGUCACGGCGCGUGCUAAUGCUGAACCGGUACGCGUUGAGGAUUCAGGCAGCACAGAGCGACGACUCGGGCGUAUACCAGUGCCACGCUGCGAACGAGAGGGACUCUGCGCAGGCGCAUGCCUACGUCCAUGUCAAGUCGGAACCACCAGUGCUGGUCUCACACUUCGACGAUAACGUUGUGCGACGAGACGAGCCGGUGUCCCUCCGAUGCGCCGCCACAGGAACACCGCUGCCCCAGAUAACGUGGUCCAUUUAUGACGUACAAGUGCAGGACUCCAGUCGAGUCCGUGUCGGUGACUACGUGAGCCGUGAUGGGUCCGUGAUCAGCUUCGUAAAUAUCACCAGGGUAAGGCCCGAAGAUGGCGGCGCCUACCGCUGCGAGGCGUCCAACGAACACGGCUCGGACGCGCACUCCGGUCGCCUGAACGUGCUCGGUCCGCCGGCGGUGCACACAAUGCCCAACCGCACCGUUGUGGCGGGAAGGAGGGCGAUGCUACAUUGCCCCUACUCUGGAUUUCCAGUGACGAGAGUAAUCUGGCGUAAAGACGGCAAAAGCUUGCCCAGCAGCAAACGCGUGAUGCCAUAUCAGAACGGAUCCCUCAUUCUGGAGACGGUGAGCCGCAAGGACGACGAGGGCCACUACUCCUGCACCGUGCGAAACGAACACGGCAGCGAAGCCCGGAACCACCUCUACCUUAGGGUUCUCGUUCCACCGUCGAUCACGCCCUUCUCCUUUCCGGAGAAACCUCAGCUGGGUUCCCGCGCCAGCGUUACAUGCAGCGUUCCCGACGGCGACCCACCCAUACGUCUGUCGUGGCUUCGCGACGGCGUGCCUUUGGACUCGUCCCCGUCUACCGGAAGGGAAGGCGUCUCCUUCGGUCACGUGGACGACUUCAUCUCCACACUUGUGUUCAAAUCCCUACGCGAAGAGCACACGGCCGUGUACACCUGCCUGGCGGCGAACGAAGCCGCCGCAGUAAACUACUCUGCGCCGCUUGUCGUAUACGCACCACCAAGAUGGCGACUGGAGCCCGCGGACACGACUGUGACAACCGGUGAGCGAGUGAUCCUGGACUGCCAGGCCGACGGUACCCCGGAACCCAGGGUUCGUUGGAAGAAGUCGGCAGGACCUCAGAGCACAGAAUUCCGCACCGUUAUCAGCAGCUCUCGCAUGCAAGCACUGGUGAACGGAUCCCUUGUGAUACAAGAAGUGGAGACCUCGGAUGCAGGCGGCUAUAUGUGCGAAGCCUCGAACGGCGUUGGCCUGCCCCUCUACACGGUCGUGCAGGUUAACGUACAUGCCCCAGCCAAAGUAAGGCAACGUUUCAUGUCCCACAUGGCUGGACGAGGACAAGUGGUGAAGCUGCGCUGCGAAGCCACGGGAGAUGAGCCCAUCAGCUUUUUUUGGUCAAAGGACAACAAACCGAUCAAGGCCUUCUCCAAUCCCAGGUACACUAUCAAAGACCACUCCCGCGAGGAGUCUCCCUGGUCCGAGCUGAUGAUACUGCUCGCCGAGAAGAACGACACAGGCACCGUCAAAUGCGAGGUGUCAAACGCCUACGGACACGACGAGCAGGUGACCCACCUCUCCAUACAAGACAGGCCCGAUGAGCCCCCCCGACCGGAAGCGCUGAACGUGCUCAGCCGGUCUGUGACUAUCUUGUGGAAAAGUCCUAAUGACGGGAACUCGCCCAUCACCAAGUACAUCGUGCAGUACAAGAGGAGCAUUGAGUCAUGGGAGAAGCAACUCAGCGAAAUGGUUGCCGAGGCAGACCAGAGCCAGGUGACUGUGCAAGAUCUGCAUCCACUCACCGAAUACAACUUUCGAGUACUCGCUGAGAACGUCAUCGGUAUCGGGCCACCAAGUGAGGCGUUGACCGUCAUCACCGAUGGAGAAGUACCUGCAACUCCUCCACAAAGCGUGAAGGUGACCGCAGUCAGCUCAAGAAAAGUAGAAGUUUCAUGGAAGCCGCCGCCAGUGCACCUGCAGUAUGGUGAAAUCCAAGGAUAUUAUGUGGGCUACCGUGUGCACGGUUCCACCGAGCCGUACGUCUUCAAGACUGUCACAGGAUCUUCAUCUUCGCCUGGCAACCCGUUCACGCGAUGUGUUGUGGAUAACCUACAGCGGGCCACUGCCUACGCCGUGGUGGUGCAAGCCUACAACGACAAAGGAGCGGGUCCUCUCUCCGACGAGAUCAUGGUGCAGACGCACGAGCAAGAUCCACCCCCACCGCCCCUUGUGACCGUGACGUCUAGAUCGAAAGAUUCAAUCGAACUUUCCUGGACGCCACAAGACGAGGGAAAAGAAGUCGUCGAAGGCUACGUUGCCCGCUACCGCACACAGGAAGGACUCGAGUGGAGCGAAGUUUCUAUAACUCCCGACAAGGGCAGCUACCUCUUUGAAGGCUUGCAGUGUGGCAGCACCUAUUCACUGUCUGUGCUCAGCUUCAACCGCAACGGACGCAGCGAACCCGAAGAGUUGCUGCAAGUCAAAACGGAGGGAACAGCACCCCAGGCUCCCUCACCAAAGGCGGCCGUACUACCCAACGUGACCAGUCUUGGCUUGGUGCUGGCCGCCUGGCGUGAUGGUGGUUGCCCCAUUAGCCACUUCCUCGUUCAGUACCGGCCACGUGACGAACUAGACUGGACGCUGCUGUCGUCGCGAGUGCUCCCCGACCGAGACGUUGUGAUCCUCGGUGACUUGGCGCCUGGAACUUGGUACCAGGUCCUCGUGGUCGCCUACAACAGCGCAGGCUCCACCAAAGCCGAGUACACCGUCGCCACGCUGACGCUUGCAGGAAAUCCCUUGGAGCCGGACAAAAUAUCUGAGGCUGGACGGGACAGCGGCAGUCCGCGGUAUCGCAGCUUGUCCAUCAUCGUGCCGAUCUGCUGCUCCAUCAUUGUCCUUAUGGCCGUCACUGUGGCCAUCAUGGUGCUUGUUUGCAGAAGGAGGUCUUCUGGGACCCCUCCAUCAGCCAUCAGCACUUAUGAAGGCAUGCAUAUUUACUGUUCUGUUCAUCGUUUCGUAUACGCGCAUAAAAACGCUAGAAAACAGUGAUGUACCAGAUGGUUCAUAUCUAAAAUAAUUAACUGGUUAGCAUGCAGCGUAGUAGUUGUAAAGUGUAGUUAUUCACUGUACUUUAAAGUAGGACCCAAACGCAUGCGAAUGCGAACCCAUCAGAAUACAUAAAAUGAAAACUAUCUUAAUAAUAAAUGUGUUGACAACGGCGGUGACCGAAACGACAGAACAAAAUUUAACAAGCGCAAACAAUAGAAUAU
Messenger RNA from Rhipicephalus sanguineus (brown dog tick), 4433 nucleotides. Its product is annotated as Down syndrome cell adhesion molecule-like protein Dscam2. Gene Ontology annotation, molecular function: cell-cell adhesion mediator activity. Lineage: Eukaryota; Metazoa; Arthropoda; Arachnida; Ixodida; Ixodidae. The record is from RefSeq and is a predicted model, not a curated record. Gene Ontology annotation, biological process: homophilic cell-cell adhesion; axon guidance; dendrite self-avoidance. Gene Ontology annotation, cellular component: plasma membrane; axon.